Messenger RNA from Iphiclides podalirius (scarce swallowtail), 1470 nucleotides. The record is from the annotation of a GenBank genome assembly. Lineage: Eukaryota; Metazoa; Arthropoda; Insecta; Lepidoptera; Papilionidae.
AUGAUUUUGGAAUGCUUCAAUAUUUUUUUAACACCCAACAAUGCUCUCAGCUCUCUGGUGUGCUCAUCCUGUGUUUCAAAACUAAGAGACGCAAGCAGCUUCCGUUCAAUGGUGGCUAGCUCAGAGCAGCAGUUACUGAAUGCGGUCAGUGAUAAGGAAACCAUUUUUGUUAAUGUUCCAGUGGGAGAUCAUGACUUAGACAUUGCUGACAACAUCAAGACCGAGGAUCAGGUUGAGGUGAAGCAAGAAAUUCAAGGAGAUCUCUAUGAAGACAUUGUUUAUGACUCCGACUAUAUUCCAGAUGUUGAAGAAUUUUGUGACAUCUCAUCUAAGGGUGAUCCAACCUCUGACGACGCACCCGUGGACGGUGAGGCUGCCCUGCUGGCGAAGUUUCCAAGGGGCACCCUGAAAGUGCCAACAAGGGAGUCCCUCUACCGCUCCUGUCCAGACUACUUCCGCCACCUUGAGCUCCUGAAAGGCAAAAUAAUCUUGCCGAGAAUGAUACAGAAGCUUUUAGAGGAUGCCGAGAAGGAGCAGGCAUCUUUGAGGCGCAGAAGGGUCUACAUAACAGAGAAGAUGGCCCAUAUACUCAACGCCUCCACCCUCCUGGAGAACUCGAACGCGACACCGUUCAAGAGCAGGAACCGGUCCGGCUUCCCGUGCUUCUACUGCCGCGUUUUCUUCGAGGACCUGGACGGUCUGAAGCAGCACCAGUCGCAGCAGCACAGGAGAAGCGAAAUCAAGAGGGCGCUGAGCGCGUACGGCGCAGAGAGCCUCGUGGUGUACGUGGACGUGACGGACCUCAGGUGCACCCUCUGCGGCGAGACGAUCCACGGCCUGGCCGAGCUGAAGGCCCACCUGGCCAGGGUCCACAAGACGAGGUUCCACAGCGAGUACCCCGACAGGGUUGUCCCCUUCAAGCUGUCCACGGACAACGUGUACGAGUGCCAGCUGUGCGGCUUCAAGUUCGAGACGUUCGGCUCCAUAGAGCGCCACAUGAACGUCCACUACAGGAACUACGUGUGCACGAAGUGCGGCGCCGGUUUCGUCACCAGGUACCGCCUGAAGGUGCACACUAAGUCGAUGCACCUCGGCGGCAGCUUCCCGUGCGAGCUGUGCGGCAGGGUGUACGGCACGCAGCAGAAGCUGAAGGGCCACGUGGACACGGUGCACAGGCUGCUGAAGCGCUUCAAGUGCCCAAAGUGCCCGGAGCGCUUCUCCGAGUACUUCAGGCGGCAGAAGCACCUGGUCGAGUGCCACGGCGUGGCCCCCCUGCAGUACAAGUGCAACGUGUGCGACAAGUCCUUCGAUCGGAGGUGGGUUUCAGCACCAGGCCUGCUAUCUCGGGCUGGUAUGGGACUAAGGUAUACCCUGUAUAGGACGAAAGGGCACUGGGCUCACGGAUGUCUAUGGGGAAUUGGAUUUCAAUUUAAUGGUAGGGACAGUAUUGCCAUCUCCCUGUACCCGUUU